UCCUUUCCUUCUACGGCCCCCUCCCUUUUAUAGUAGUAGUAGGAGACAGGGAAAAAAAUAGUAGCCAAAAAUUCGCAAAUCCUAAUCACGAUCGAUCGUCUCUGCUCUUCGAUACGAGACGUUCGAUCCGAUCCUCCGCUCCGAUCGCCUCCGGCCGGAGGUUUUUGAAAGAAUCUAGGGUUCUUGGACGGAUACACGAUGGCGCGGGAGGCGUGGGCUCCGGCAUUGGAUGUCCAGGACGCGGCGAAGAAGAAGGCGGCGUCGUCGACGAGGAGCUGGAUCCUGUUGGACUCCACUGGGAAGGAGAAGAUCCUGGACGUGGACAAGUAUGCCAUCAUGCACCGUGUCCAGAUCGACGCCCGGGAUCUCAGGAUCAUCGAUCCCCUGCUUUCCUAUCCCUCCGCCAUCUUGGUACGGGAGAGGGCCAUUGUUCUCAAUCUCGAGCACAUUAAAGCGAUAAUUACCGCAGAAGAGGUGUUGCUCAGAGAUCCUUACAAUGAGAAUGUGAUUCCGAUAGUGGAGGAGCUUCGCAGACGACUAAUACAAGGUGAAAAGAGCGGACAGAAUGAGAUCGAAGCUGCUGAAGAAGAUGAAUCUCCGUUUGAGUUUCGGUCCCUUGAAGUUGUUUUAGAAGCAACAUGCAGCUUUCUUGAUGCGCGCACAACAGAACUGGAAUCUGCUGCAUACCCAGCAUUAGAUGAGCUGACCACCAAGAUUAGCAGCUGUAACUUGGACAGGGUGCGCAAGCUUAAGAGUGCCAUGACAAGGUUGACCGCUCGUGUACAAAAGGUCCAGGAUGAACUUGAACAGUUACUGGAUGAUGACAACGACAUGGCAAAUCUUUACUUGUCAAGAAAGAUGGCUGGAGCAUCCUCCCCUAACAGCAACUCUGGUGUGCCUAACUGGUUACCUGCUUCACCAACAAUAUGUUCAAAAAUAUCUAGAGCAAGCAGAGCAAGUGCAGCAACAUUUCAUGGAAAUGAGAGUGAUGUAGAGGAGCUUGAGAUGUUACUUGAGGCUUACUUUAGGCAAAUCGAGAGCGCCCUGAACAAAUUGACCACGCUGCGGGAAUACAUCGAUGACACAGAGGACUACAUCAAUUUUCAGCUUGACAAUCACCGAAAUCAGUUAAUUCAGUUAGAGCUUUUCUUGAGUGCUGCAAAUGUUGUCCUCACUUUAUACUCUCUAGUUGCUGGGAUUUUUGGCAUGAAUAUCCCAUAUUCAUGGAAUGAAAACCAUGGUUACUUGUUCAAAUGGGUGGUUGGUAUAGCAGGACUUGUGUCUGCAUUGCUAUUCAUUUUUAUUGUUUCUUAUGCUCGCUGUGGAGGUCUGAUUUGGUCCUAAAGAGGACUUAUGAGAGGUCAAAUAUUCCUAAUAAUUUGCCACUCCACAUUGUAGGAAUCUCGCAUAAAAUAGUUGAAGAGCCGACGUGGAACUUCUCUGUAAAAUCACGUCAAGAGGGAAGCUCUUGGAUACAGAGCGACGUGGUGCAAAGUGCAUGCAAUUAACUUUCGCCCAAGCAUGCCAAUAUUUAGCAACAUUUAAAGAAGAAGAUUGGCCUUUAGACUUACAUAACAUUAUUCCAUCCCCUUUUUGAUUCACAGAAGGAUGACUGACGAAAAUAUGCCACAAAUUCAGCCAAAAUCUGGCUUGGUUGUGAAAUAGAUAGCUAGAAAUAAUGAUCUCAUUGCAACCCUGUCACUUUUCGUCCAUCAUGUUUGCGGUUUUCACUGAAGUUAUUAAAUUAUGCAUGGAGUCACCGAGC
Molecule: messenger RNA, 1765 nt
Organism: Phoenix dactylifera (date palm)
Lineage: Eukaryota; Viridiplantae; Streptophyta; Magnoliopsida; Arecales; Arecaceae
Source: RefSeq, a predicted model, not a curated record